Bipolaris victoriae FI3 is the source of this 1626-nucleotide messenger RNA. RefSeq lists its product as hypothetical. The record is from RefSeq and is a predicted model, not a curated record. The coding region runs from base 1 to 1626 and encodes 541 amino acids. The transcript is spliced from 2 exons. NCBI's taxonomy places the organism in Eukaryota, Fungi, Ascomycota, Dothideomycetes, Pleosporales, Pleosporaceae.
AUGUCGUCUCCAAGCAACGCCAAAGGUGAACGCGUUAUUGCAACCAAAGCACCACGUCAACAGCCCUCUUCUGUCACCUCCGAGCCGACCAUCUCUCAAUUGCUCCAUACGCGUCCAUGGCUCUCACGCCCUCAGUCUGUGUCAGAACAAGACCUCUUCAUCAUCCAUUGUCGUGAUAACCUUGUCCCCGGUGCCACAGGCCCGAAAGACUGGGAUGAAGUGACUGCCGAGUACAACCAGAAGUUCCGCGAGCAAAUGAAGCCAUUGUCAUGGAAGACACUAAGCAAACGCUGCGGCAUCGCCCGCAAGAUCUUCAUGGGCGAAAACGAAGACUAUGUCCACGUACUCACGUACCCAGUCCCCGACAUUGAUGCAGAAGGAGAAUCUGACGAGGAUGUGGAUAUGGACACACAAAUGGUAGUUCCCUUCCCUCUACCCUCCUCACGCUCGAUGCCCGGAUUCUACGACCCGGAAUCCAUCUCAAAAACCUACAUCACACCCACCACCCGCGCAAAAUUCCACAUCCGAAACCGCACAACUUCGUUCGUGCGCUUCCAUUUCCUGAACUCCAACGAGGAGCGCCUGGUCAAAGACAACCCGCAAUGCGUCGAUAUCAAGAUCAUGAUUGCCAACUCACCUUUCUACGCCCGAAGCCUACACCGCAGCGCAAACUACACGAUCAUCGACGUUCCCGAGAAGUUCACCGCACGCACGGUCAACGCAUUCAUCCAACUCCUCGCUCCCGUACGCGCAACGCAGCUGCCCGAGCACUACCUGUGGAAAGCACAAGCGGCCACAUCGGAUGUGUACGACCGGUUUGGCGUUGUGAAGGCUGAGAAGAUCGAGUGGACGGUUGUGAGACUGCUUGAUCUGCUGUUUUUCGCAGAGAUACUCGAGGUGGGGUGGGUUGUCGAUAUGGUUAUUGAUCGACUUCACUUUCUGUUCGUUGAGCAAAAGCGACUCAGUCAGAUCGAUGGUGCGGUGAGCGAUACUCGUGUCUCUAGUCGAUCGCGCGCGUCUACAGUAGCUAUGUACCCGACCAAGCUCAGCGCAGAGGACUUCGGAGAAGGCAUCGUCACGCAUCUAGCGGAGGUAUCGAAGGACGUGCAGACGCUGAGGUUCAUUGCGAAUCUGAUGCGUGGACUUGGUAGCAACACGGAUGCGACGUGGAUUACCAGGGUAUCCAACAAAGUAAAGCAAGUCUUUACUUAUGCGUCAGAGGAUCAUCUCAUUAACUGCUCGCGCGAAGAGCACUGCAAGAGGUACCAUCAUCACCCUCAUACUGCACGCGGCUGCUACACAUCUCACAUCGUCCAUCCACCAUCUACGUUCAUCAGAGCGCUCUACAACUUCGCCACACCGGAAGAGCUUAUCAGACACUCGAAUGGACUGUUGCCGAGCGGUGCAGGCGGUAUGUCGCACACUGAGUUAAGUAAGCUGAGGGAAGAGAACUCGGUGCCUGAGAUAUUGAAUGCGGAAAAGAAAGUGCUGGAGAUGGAGAGUCGUCUGGAGAAGGCGAAAGCUGCUUUGCGAUGGGCACGGGAUGCGUUGGGGGAUGAGAAGCAGCAUGCUAUGCGAGAGGCAGGCGAAACUGCCGAGGAGAUGUAUAGGCCCAGUCAGCUUUAG